CACAAGGAUAUGGUAUCCAUAGUCCUGGAUACAGUUAAUGUGAUAGAUGCCGAGUCAAGCAGCUUGGAAUCUAUGACUGACGCCAGGGCUGUACUCGGCUACAUCGUCAAGUCCUCAGAGAAGAUUUUUACAGACAAACUUCUAAAGGAACGACUAGAAAUUGACACACUCCAAGAGUUCAAAAUUUUGAGUAAUCGUAACUUCUACACGAAGUUUAUAAAAGUGAAAACCAAACUAUAUUACAAACAGAGAAAGUUCAAUCUCUUCAGAGAAGAAAGUGAGGGUUACGCCAAACUGAUCACGGAGCUGAACCAGGACAUCUCCGGAAAUGUGACUCCAAGCAAUAUUUUGGAAAUAAUCAAGUCUCUAAUCGGUUGCUUCAACUUGGAUCCAAACCGAGUCUUGGAUGUAAUGUUGGAUUCUUUCGAGCAGAGGCCGGAACAGGUGGAGUUCUUCAUCCCACUAAUACAGCAGUACAUGCCUGACCCGAAGAUCCUGAGUGAAGUUCUUGCGUUCAAGUUCUCGUUCUACCAGAGUGACCCGAUACCACACUCACUGUACAUCGUCACAGCACUCAUGCUUCAAUACAGGGUCAUCGCGCUCGAUGACAUUUACACCUGGUUGAGUCCAGACGACAAAGUGAUCACCAGAGAUUGGGAGAAGGAGAUGAAGGACGCCAAAGAGUAUGUGAGAAAGCUGAAUGUCGUGUCGACCAAAACCGACAAGGAGAAGGAGGAGCAACCUGAAGAAAAGGAGGACGAUAGUUAUAAGUACGAGAGGAACCAGAAGUUCGGCCUGUGCGAAGCGCUGUUGGAGGUGGGAGACUGGCACACCUGUCAGGUGCUCAGUCGUCGCCUGCCAGACUUCUGUGUCAUGGACCAACCACCGAUAGCCCUGGCCAUGUGUCGCUUAUUGCACUCUCUCAUCGAGCCUGUCUACAGGAAGAAUAGCGGAUUGGGUCCCAAGGUUACGGGUAGGGUGUGUCCCCCGCCAGCCAGCCGCCAAGCUCCGAAACCUGCCAACACAUUCUUGGAGCUGCGGUCUGUCGUCAUACCAAUGCUGUACGCCCUGGGACCAUCACUACACCACGACCUUGUCCUCGUCUACAAGGUCAUCCGGGUUCUCAAAGCGUCUCUUGAGCAGGACAAUGUGGAUGCACACCUGCCACCACCGACGAAAGACUCAUUGUACCAUGAUACCAUCUCCCUGCUGGACACAGUGAUCCUGCCCACACUGUCCCACCUGGACUCCAACUGCUGUGUGGCCGACCAGAUAUGGGUUCUGCUCAAACUGUUCCCCUACCAGAUCAGGUAUUGCCUGUAUGGGAGGUGGAAGAACGAGACUCACCUGCAACAUGCCAAGCUGCUCAGACGCAGGGGCGAGACACUCAAGAAGAUCAAGUUCAUCAUGAAGAGAGUCACCAAGGAGACCAUCAAACCCAUGGGUCGGCACAUCGGCAAACUGACCCAUUACUCUCCGGGCUCCUUGUUUGAUUAUAUGCUGAUACAGAUCCAGACAUACGACAACCUCAUCGUGCCGGUGGUGGAUGCUCUUAAAUAUCUGACCAGCAUGUCGUACGACGUGCUGGGCUACUGUGUCGUUGAGGCUCUAGUCGCUGCCGAGAGGGACAGGUUCAAACAUGACGGUACCUCCCUGUCUCUGUGGCUUCAGAGCCUGGCCACGUUCUGCGGUUACAUAUUCAAGAAGUACACCAUCGAACUGACAGGUCUGCUGCAGUACCUGGCCAACCAGCUCAAGCUACAGAAAAGUUUGGACUUGCUGGUACUGAAGGAAGUAGUACAGAAGAUGGCUGGGAUCGAGGCUGCAGAAGAGAUGACCAAGGAGCAGCUGGACGCUAUGGCAGGUGGAGAAUUGCUCAAGGGCGAGGCCGGGUACUUCAGCCAAGUGCGCAACACCAAACGGUCGUCCCAGCGGCUCAAAGAUGCUCUGACAGUGGACAACCUGGCCGUAACUCUUUGUCUGCUGAUGGCUCAACAGCGCUACUGUGUCAUCUACCGUGAGACCGAGAAGAGCCAUCUGAAACUAGUGGGCAAACUUUACGAUCAGUGUCAAGACACCCUAGUCCAGUUCGGCACAUUCCUGGGCUCGACCUUGUCUGUGGAGGAGUACGUCAACAAGCUGCCCUCCAUACACUCCCAACUGGCAGAGUACCACAUACACAUGGACGUGGCUUUCUUCCUGGCUAGACCCAUGUUCUCCCACGCCAUCAAUCAAAAGUACGAUGCGCUGCGCAAGGCUGAGCCCAACAGCAAGAAGUUGUCUACAGCGACGAAGACGGCCAAGUACUGUGAGGCGGUGGCUGAAGUGAUGGGUCCCGUAGCGCUGAGUGUGCGGCCCCUACACCCACCCAAGGUGUGGGAGGACAUCUCUCCACAGUUCCUCACCACCUUCUGGUCCCUGACCAUGUACGACCUGUUCACCCCCACCCAGGCGUACGAUCGGGAGGUGGCGAAGAUUCGGCAGAUCCAGGCUACUGCCUCCAUCUCUAAGGAGCUGCCUGCCAGUAAGCAGAAGAAAGAAGUGGAGAGGUACACUGCCCUCAUAGAGAAGCUGCAGGACGAGAAGAAGAAGCAACAGGAGCAUGUGGACAGGGUUAUGGCACGUCUGAAACAGGAGAAGGACAGCUGGUUCCUGUCGCGCAGCGCGAAGGCAGCCAAGAAUGAGACCAUCACACAGCUGCUCCAGCUCUGCCUGUUCCCCCGCUGUGUGUUCACCACUGUGGACGCCCUCUACUGUGCAAAGUUUGUGCACAUCUUGCACAGUCUCCAGACUGCCAACUUCUCCACACUUCUCUGCUACGACAGACUAUUCUGUGAUAUCACAUACUCCGUGACCUCAUGCACCGAGAACGAAGCCAACCGUUACGGCCGUUUCCUCUGCAACAUGCUCGAGACAGUCAUGCGAUGGCACUCCAAGAAAGAAAUCUUCGAUGAGGAGUGUGCCAGCUACCCAGGGUUUGUGACCAAGUUCCGUGUCAGUAACCAGUUCUCGGAAGCCAAUGAUCACGUCGGCUACGAGAACUACCGUCACGUAUGUCACAAGUGGCACUACAAAAUCACCAAGGCUAUACUGGUAUGCUUGGAGUCCAAGGACUACGUGCAGAUCAGAAACUCUCUGAUCGUCCUGAUCAAGAUCCUGCCACACUACCCGGUGCUGGCAAAGCUGUCGCAAUGCAUCGAGAAAAAGAUAGAAAGGAUCAAAGAGGAUGAGAAGAACAAACGACAGGACCUGUUCAUCCUGGCUACCAGCUACAGUGGACAGCUCAAGGCCAGGGCCUCCUUCCUCAUACGGGAGGCUGACUUCCAUCUGGUCAAUGUUCAGCCAGUGAAGACUGCCGAAGCCAAGGCAGAAGCGAAUUCCCAGAACAUCACAGCCAAUGUGACCACAACUUCAGCUAAACAGGUCAAUGGAGAGCUGAAACAGGUUGCAGAGAAGGAAAAGCCGUCCACCACCGUUCCUGACGCCAAGAAAGACACCAGCAAGGAGAGGAGACUGAACCGGACCGCACCAGAGUCCCAGUCACCCGUCAAGUCCUCGGAAACUGUUAAGAAAGACGCCUCUGUUGUGAAACCCAGUAAAGAUAAGCAAGAGAAAAUGAGGGAGAAAGAACUGCAAGAGAAAGAAAAGCAGCUGAAGAAAGAAGAACGGCGUGAAGAAGCGAAAAAGAGAGCAGAAGAGAAGAUGUUGGAAGAGAAGGCCUCGCCGAGAGACAGGGAGAGAGAGAGAUCUUCAGACAAGUUCAGAGAGGAACGCUACACAGAGAUGCCACUGAGCAAGGACGGAGAGAUGGUGAUCCGCGGAACCUACUACAGCGCCGGCACCAGCUACUACCCCUCGCAGGACAGUCAGCUCAGCUCUGUGUCCAACAGCAGUUCUGGCUCUCUGCGACACACCCCCGACAUUGACAGAGAGACCAAACGGAGAAAGCUAGAAGCCAGCAAUUCCUCGAAGAGGCCACGGCCUGGACCCAGUCUACCAUGUUCUGUGUACCAGAAGCUGGAGGAACGGAAGGUGACGACCAGCGAACAGCCGUCCAGCACCACCUCUCUGGAGAAAAGGGAGCGCAAGGAGAAACUGAAGAAAAGUGUCCGGAAUCCCAUGGAUGAAGAGAAAGAAUUAAAAAAGGAAAGGAAAUUGAGUAGAAAGAGAGAUCGACUAGAAGAAGGUUCAUUGACAACUGAACAAAAAAGAAGAAAAGAUGAGGAAAAAGGUGGUUCAUCCAAGAUCUCAUCAACCCACCAGAAUGGAGACCACAGCGAUCCUCACAUGAGAGACAAACGUCAAUUCCAGAAGGAAAAGUCACCAUACAUAAGAGAGCGCGAGAGAUCCCACGACAGAGAAGGCAGAGAUAAACACAGGAGGUCUGGAGAUGCUAAACGCAGGUGAUGAUGAUGAUCUCAGUCAGCAAGUGCGCACGCCGCAUUACGCAGUUCUGUAUUGUUUUGUUUAUUUUAUGGAUAAACCUCUUUUGACAUACCAAUUUUUAUAAAUAAAAACUAUUAUGUGUAAAAAGAA
Molecule: messenger RNA, 4536 nt
Organism: Homalodisca vitripennis (glassy-winged sharpshooter)
Lineage: Eukaryota; Metazoa; Arthropoda; Insecta; Hemiptera; Cicadellidae
Gene: tho2
Product: THO complex subunit 2
Exons: 29
Coding region: 10-4407 (1465 amino acids)
Biological process (GO): mRNA export from nucleus; mRNA processing
Cellular component (GO): THO complex part of transcription export complex
Molecular function (GO): mRNA binding; protein binding
Source: RefSeq, a predicted model, not a curated record